AUGCCGGAAAUACUCCGCGAUAAGAGAUGGAAUGUUAAUCCCACUGCUUGGGCGUCUCACGCGGUCCCCGAACUCGAUGAUUGGUUCCGAAAGUUAGCUGCCACCUCCUCUUACGAUGAGCGCAAAUGGCGUGAAUUAUCGAGGGGCAAGUGGGAGGCCAAACAUCAUGGCAUCGGAGAUGUCUCCGAAAUGAGGCCAGCCCCACUCGGGGAAGGGACCAAACCUUCGAUUCCGAAAUCGUGGAAGGACAACAAAAGGAAGAGGGUUUCAAAUCCUGAAGACCUUCAAGACAAGAAAACCCCUGCUCGGAGGCUACGGAAGAGAUUUGCUCAUGUGGACGCAGAUCCGGCCCACGAUUCCCCAGAUGACAAAGAAAAUGAUGGUGCAGAGUCGGCCUUGGUGACUCGAACCAAGAAAUCAAUCGAGACUGCCAAGCCCUCCGAACUAGAGACUUCAUCCCGUGGCGAGGAAACCUCAAAGAAAGAUACGGGCAAGGCCCCCGUGUUCCCGGAGGUUGAGAUCGUUCCUCCGCCUUCAAUAAAUAUACCGGAAGGGGCGAGUGCGAAAGCCCUCGAAGCUAAUCAGAACGCCCCGAGUGAAGAGCUCGGGGCCAUGACAACAGGUCACUCCCUUUCUCUACCCUCUUAUUCCGAGGAGGCAACCGAAGAUGCUAAUGCUUUGCGUAUGCCCGAUCCGAGCAAGGUCCUCGAGGAAGAUCCCUUUCAGGGUUGCUUUGCUGGGGUCGAGGAUACCAGCGACCUUAACGAUGUAUCUACCAUCUUCGAAAAGGCUCAGCAUCUCCUCUCUCAGGCCAAAGUCAAGUUUAGAGCUGAGCUGAGCCAAUGUGAGGCCGAGCUCAGGAAAGUUUCGGGCGAAGAGAAGGCCCUGAGGAUCCUCUGCAGCCAAAAAGAAGAGGAGCUUAAGGACCUCCAGGCUAAAUUGGCCAAAGCUCGGAAAAACGAGGCCGAGCCAGAUGAGCAGCUCUGGGGCGAGGUUGAUCAAGUAAAGGCCGACUGCCAUCGAUGGAAAAAGAACAUAGAUCAGCUCGCUGCCGAUAAGGAAGCCAUUACAGCCCAACUGACCUCGGCUGAAACUCAACUCCGGGGCAUUAAAGCGAAGGGUCUGGCCCAAGCCCGGAAAAUUGAGGAGUUAGAGGUAGAGCUUGCUAGAGCCCGGGCUGAAGCUGCACAAACUAAGGCUGAAGUUGAGAAGACGAAGGCCACGGCUGAUAAGGCCAUUGCCGUGGAGACUCUCGAAGAAAUCCACGCCCGAGGGUUCGACCUUACUGAAGAGAUAGCCGAAGCAAAGGCUCAGGAAACCGAUGCCAGGUUUCUUGUCUCUUUCAUUGAAGAAGAUGUUGUGAGCGGCUCCGAAGGCGGGGAAGGUGAGGAAGGUGCCUCCGAAGAAGAGGGGGUUCCCGAAGACAAAGCUGCCGAGGAUACAGUUCCUGAGGAUGGCGCCGGGGAUGUGACCCCAAAAAUACUAGUUUUGUAUUUUUCUUUUUUGUACAACGGCCCCUUGUGGGCGUUGUAA
This is a messenger RNA of Nicotiana attenuata, 1533 nucleotides long. Its product is annotated as inner centromere protein B-like. NCBI's taxonomy places the organism in Eukaryota, Viridiplantae, Streptophyta, Magnoliopsida, Solanales, Solanaceae. The coding region runs from base 1 to 1533 and encodes 510 amino acids. The record is from RefSeq and is a predicted model, not a curated record. The transcript has 6 exons.